This is a messenger RNA of Coccidioides posadasii C735 delta SOWgp, 1548 nucleotides long. RefSeq lists its product as uncharacterized. Gene Ontology annotation, molecular function: serine-type endopeptidase activity. NCBI's taxonomy places the organism in Eukaryota, Fungi, Ascomycota, Eurotiomycetes, Onygenales, Onygenaceae. The record is from RefSeq and is a predicted model, not a curated record. Gene Ontology annotation, cellular component: membrane. Gene Ontology annotation, biological process: proteolysis.
AUCACUCCCUUGCUUCCCGCCUGCCGUCCUUCCUUCGUUUUAACAAUCCAAGUCGCUCACUUCACCCCCGCCCCGUCGCCCGCCGUCGCCAUGGCCGCGAACGAGUACUACAACACCGGCUAUGCAAGUCAGCAACCGUCCUGGAACCAUGGACAAAGCCCGAGUUCCGCCCAACCUUAUGCCAACACUUACGGCCCACAGCAGAGUCAGUAUGAUAUGAAUUCAGACCAUGAUCUUUCAGGUGGUGGGGGAAAAUACAAUUCCAACGAUUACGCAGAUGAUAUCCCGCUGAAACCGAACGCUGCUUCGCAGCCCGGAAGGCCUGAGUGGUCGGACGUCGAGACUCAUUAUUCACCUGCUCAGUACGCGAACGCCUCUCCUGUACCAGAUGCCCCGAUCGGCGAUCCAAAGCGCAGAAGACGGAGUCGCUUUAAAAAGAUACCAUGGGUUGUCUACAUCACUUCCAUCAUUCAAGUCGCCGUCUUCAUCGCAGAGAUCGCGAAAUAUGCUCAACUUACCGGAUCUCCCAUCAUGAUUCGCCCGCAGUUUAACCCCAUGAUCGGACCUUCGCCGUAUGUCCAGAUAAAUAUGGGUGCGAGAUUCGUGGCCUGCAUGCGGAAUGUGAAAGGCGUUCAGGAUGCUACAGAGCCGAUAAACUGGCCCUGCCCCCAAUCUACAAGUUCCGAUCCGGAGAGCCCAGACAACAAGUGUACGCUCUCUGAACUCUGUGGACUUGGGGGUGUGCCAAACCCAAGAACUGGCGGGUCUAUCGACGACAAGGACGAACCCAAUCAGUGGUUUCGAUUUAUUAUCCCGAUAUUCCUUCACGCCGGUCUUAUUCACAUCGGCGUCAAUCUCCUGGCGCAGUUGGUUAUCGGAGCAGAUAUGGAAAGGAGUAUCGGCUGGUGGAGGUUCGCCAUUAUCUAUUACGCUAGUGGGAUAUUCGGCUUCGUGUUUGGUGGUAAUUUCGCUGCGCCCGGCAUCGCCUCAACUGGAGCGUCAGGUUCCCUGUUUGGGAUCCUGGCAUUAUGCGUUCUGGACCUCCUUUACAAGUGGAAUAGCAUCAGGAGGCCGAUGACGUAUCUUUUGAUGAUGAUUCUUGCCGUGGCUAUCUCCUUCGUUUUGGGAUUACUGCCAGGUUUGGACAACUUCUCCCAUAUCGGCGGAUUCCUAAUGGGCUUGGCGCUUGGUAUUUGUUUGAUGCGCUCUCCUGAUACCUUACGCGAACGAAUUGGUUCCACCACACCGUAUAUGUCUGUGGACGGAUCUCCGGCUGAGAGCGCCAAGAAAUUUAUCAAAGAACCAGUUGGCUUUUUCAAAGGCCGCAAGCCCCUCUGGUGGGCAUGGUGGCUCUUGCGAGCCGGUGCUCUGGUCGGCAUCCUGAUUGCCUUCAUCCUCCUUCUCAACAACUUCUACAAAUACCGGUCAGAGUGCUCUUGGUGCAAGUAUCUUUCAUGCCUGCCGAUCAAGAAUUGGUGUGACGUGGGGAACAUUGGAACCACAACCACAAGCCCUAACAAUCGUCGUGGCUUACUUGUGUCUGCGUAA